GUCCUGGGCGGUUCGGCUCAACAGACGCUGGCCUGCCGGCGCUGGGCCGCUACGCUGCGCUUGUUGCGAGUGCUGGGGCUGAGACCAGGCGGCGCGGCAGCUGACUGGGCAGCCGACCGCCGCCCUCUCGCAGUGAGACCGCGGCGGCUGCGUCAGGGUCCCCAGGAGGCGGACCGGGGCGUGAAUGCUCUGGCGGCGCAGCCAGGCCUGCAUGGGCCGGAGGAACCGGAGCUCCGGCGUCGCGAUUCUUACGGAAAUCUGUUAAUUCUACUUUUUGAGCACUAUGAAUAACCACGUAUCUUCAAAGCCAUCUACUAUGAAGCUAAAACAUACCAUCAACCCCAUUCUUUUAUAUUUCAUACAUUUUAUAAUAUCACUUUAUACUAUUUUAACAUACAUUCCAUAUUAUUUUUUGUCUGAUUCAAGACAAGAAAAAUCAAACCAAAUUAAAGCAAAGCCUGUAAAUUCAAAACCUGAGUCUGCAUACAGAUCUGUUAACAGCUUGGAUGGUUUGGCCUCAGUAUUAUACCCGGGAUGUGAUACACUAGAUAAAGUUUUUAUGCACGCAAAAAACAAAUUCAAGGACAAAAGACUCUUGGGAACACGUGAAAUUUUAAAUGAGGAAGAUGAAGUGCAACCAAACGGAAAAAUUUUUAAAAAGGUUAUUCUUGGGAACUAUAAUUGGCUGUCCUUUGAAGAUGUCUUCGUUAGAGCUUUUAAUUUCGGAAAUGGCUUACAGAUAUUGGGUCAGAAACCAAAGACCAACAUUGCCAUCUUCUGUGAAACCAGGGCUGAAUGGAUGAUUGCUGCACAGGCCUGCUUCAUGUAUAAUUUUCAGCUUGUUACGUUGUAUGCUACUCUAGGGGGUCCAGCGAUUGUUCAUGGAUUAAAUGAAACAGAGGUGACAAACAUCAUUACUAGUAAAGAACUCUUACAAACAAAGUUGAAGGAUAUAGUUUCUCUAGUCCCAUGCCUGCGACACGUCAUCACCGUGGACGGUAAGCCGCCGGCCUGGUCUGAGUUCCCCAAGGGCGUCGUCGUGCACACCAUGGCAGCAGUGCAGGCGCUGGGAGCCAAGGCCAGCGCGGAAAACAAACCUCAUAGCAAACCAGUGCCCUCAGAUAUUGCAGUAAUCAUGUACACAAGUGGAUCCACAGGACUUCCAAAGGGGGUCAUGAUCUCCCAUAGUAACCUUAUUGCUGGUAUAACUGGGAUGGCGGAAAGGAUUCCAGAACUGGGGGAGAAAGAUGUUUACAUCGGAUAUCUGCCUCUGGCCCAUGUGUUAGAAUUAAGUGCCGAGCUUGUUUGUCUUUCUCAUGGAUGCUGCAUUGGCUACUCUUCACCACAGACUUUAGCAGAUCAGUCUUCAAAAAUAAAAAAAGGAAGCAAAGGAGAUACAUCCAUAUUGAAACCAACACUGAUGGCAGCUGUCCCGGAAAUCAUGGAUCGGAUCUACAAAAAUGUCAUGAAUAAAGUGAAUGAAAUGAGUAAUUUUCAACGCACUCUGUUUAUUCUUGCCUAUAAUUACAAAAUGGAACAGAUUUCAAAAGGGCAUGGUACUCCGCUGUGUGAUAGCUUUAUUUUCCGGAAAGUUCGGAGCUUGCUAGGUGGAAAUAUUCGGCUUCUCUUGUGUGGAGGUGCUCCACUUUCUGCAACCACACAGAGAUUCAUGAACAUCUGUUUUUGCUGUCCUGUCGGUCAGGGAUAUGGACUCACUGAAUCUUGCGGGGCUGGAACAAUUACAGAAGUGUGGGACUACAAUACUGGCAGAGUGGGAGCACCGUUAGUUUGCUGUGAAAUCAAAUUAAAGAACUGGGAGGAAGGUGGAUACUUUAAUACUGAUAAACCACAUCCUAGGGGUGAAAUUAUUAUUGGUGGCCAAAAUGUGACAAUGGGAUACUACAAAAAUGAAGCAAAAACGAAAGCUGAUUUUUUUGAAGAUGAAAAUGGACAGAGGUGGCUGUGUACUGGAGAUAUCGGAGAGUUUGACCCUGAUGGUUGUUUGAAGAUUAUUGAUCGUAAAAAGGACCUUGUAAAACUACAGGCAGGAGAAUAUGUUUCUCUCGGGAAAGUAGAGGCAGCUUUGAAGAAUCUCUCACUAAUAGAUAACAUUUGUGCAUAUGCAAACAGUUAUCAUUCUUAUGUCAUUGGAUUUGUUGUGCCGAAUCAAAAGGAGCUAACGGAACUAGCACGAAAGAGGGGACUUCGAGGGACCUGGGAGGAGCUGUGUAACAGCUGCGAAAUGGAGAAUGAGGUGCUCAAAGUGCUCUCGGAAGCUGCUGUUUCAGAUAACUAGGAGGAGAAUUGCUGGGCCUCUGCUAACUUGAUGUUGAACCUUUUGAGGAACUACCAGGCUAUUUUCCAGAGCGUAUUUUUCUGAAUAUUUUCCAGACUGUUUUAAAGAAUGGUGGCACCGUUUUACAUUCCCGCGAGUGUUGUGUGAGGGCUCCAGUUUCCCCGCAUCCUUCCCAGCACUCGUUAUUGUUCAUCCUUUCAAUUUUAGCCAUCCUGGUUGGUGUGAAGUGGCCUCUCACUGUGGCUCUGAUUUGUAUUUCAGAUGGUGGUUUAUGAUGUUGAGCAUAUUUUCAUGUACUUAUGGCCAUUGUAUGUCUUCUCUGGAGAAAUCGCUGUUCAGAUUCUUUGCCCGUGUUUUAAGUGGGGUUGUCUUUUUAUUAUUGAGUUGUAUGAGUCUUUAUAUAUUCUAGAUGUAAAUCCAUGAUCAGAUACGUGGUUUGUAAAUAUUUUCUCCCAUCCUGUGGGUUGUGUUUUUACUUUUCUUGAUGGUAUCCUUUGAAUCACCACAGUUUUAAUUUUUAUAAGAUAGUUUAUUUUUUUCUUUUGUUGCUUGUGCUUUUGGUGUCACAUCUGAGAAACCGUUGCCUAAUCCAAGUUACAAAGAAAUAGCCCUUUGUUUUCUUCUAAGAGUUUUAUAGUUUUAGCCCUUAUAUUUGGAUCCUUAAUCCAUUUUGGGUUAAUUUUUAUAUAUGAUGUGAAGAAGGGAUCCAGCUUCAUUUUUAAGCAAAAUCUAUAUUAGGUUUACACCAGAAACAGAAUCAGUAAGUUAAAUAUAUUAAGAAACUUAUUGUAGGGAAUUGGUUUACAUGAUUAUUGGGGGCUGGCUAGACAAACUUGGAAAUCUGUAGGGCAGACUGUUAAAAAAAAAAAAAGGUGGAGUGGAACUCCUGGGCACGAGCCAAAGCCCCUGUCCACAGGCAGAACUGCUGCCUGUUUGGGGUGCCUCGGCUCUGCUCUCAAGGCCUUUCAGCUGACUUAGUCAUAUCUACAAAACCACUUGCAAAGCAACACCUAGAUUAGUGUUUAAUUGAGUAACUGGGAACUCUAGCCUAGCCCAGAUGCUGCAUAAAACUAUCACAGCCCACCCAGUGUCAGCUUGGCACCCAGAUACAUUUCCUUACACCAUAGUUAAUUUCCAAGUAAAGACAGUAACGAAGUCAGACUGUCACCUAACAUUAUACACCUGUUCUGCGUGCAACUGAAGAUACUUUAACCUUUUCCCCAGAAGUGGAUGCAGACCCCUUGACUGAUUUUUUUUUACUCUUCUCCUUUGAUAUCCUGUAACUUAAAUACUGUGAUAUAAAGUGAACUUAUUAAUAUAUUAUGAUAAGAGAAUAGGAGGGAAGAAAACCAAAAUAUUUGCUUAACUUAUAUACAAGCAGAUUCACAACAAAAUAGGGAAGAAAUACUCAUAAUUAUACCUAGAGUCCCCAUUUCUUCACCUGGUCGUUUGGUUGUAGCUGUGUUCAUUUUUCUAAAACCUGGUCUAGAUGAUAUCACUGUACCUAAACUAACGUCAUGUUGAGUCAGGUCGUAGAGUGCGGUGCCGACCGAGCACUUAACAGCUGAACGUGGGCUUCCAGUGCUUGCCUGUGAGUCUCCCCACAUCUCCGUCGUGUCAGACUCCUGUCCCUUAAGAACUGUGGUCCCCGCCUUACUGCUUUUUCUCAUAGUGGUUUUUCCUCUUAGAAACCACUCCUGACAUAUUUUUCAUCUUUGAAGAAUAAAACUUUGUUAUUUCUGUUUCUUUUUACAGGUUAGAGUUAAUAUAUCAUUUUUGUUCCCAAGGCACUUAUACCUUUUAAUUCAGUUCUUUUAAGGUAUAUACAUUAUUAUGGCUAGGUGUUUACCUGUUUCCUGAUAGUAUACCAGUUGAGAGCAGAAACUAUUCAUUUUUGUAUUUUAAAAGAAUGUUUAGUAAAGCACUUUAUACAGUAUUUUUUUCCUGGUAAAUAUUUGUUAAAUGAAUGCUGGAAAAGUAAAUCAGUCUUUUUAAGGAAAGGUGUUUCUUCAAAACUACAUCUCUUUUCCCUGUCUUCCCCCCACCCCGCCCCCCUUCAUGUUUCCACUGUUGAGGACCUGCUUGGUAUCAAGCAGUGCGGGCGGAGCACAGUAGUGAGCAGACGUCCUUCCUCAGAGCUCGUGGCGAAUAUCGUGGCUCAGUGACAAGAUUCUGUGGAAAGUUUGUUAUUUCUUAGUUUCUAAAGUGAUUUUUUAAAAUAAAUUCAAAGAAAACAAGUAGGUGUAAGGUAAAAAGUGACAUUCCCUUUUCCUUAAUCCUGGAUCCUAGCCCCCUAGAGGUAUGUGGUUUAUUUUGGUGUGUAUCCUUGUCGUAUACAUUUAGUUGCAUGUAAGUUUAGUGUUAAAAAACAAAACAAAACAAAACAAAACUUCUUUUAAACCUAACAGUGUAUUGCAGGUAUCUUUAUAUACCCAUACCAGAUAGAUCUAACUCAUUUUUAGUGACUGAAGUGUGUACAUUUUAUGCCUGUAUCAUAAUUUAUCCAACUCCUUCUAUUGAUGGACAUGUGGAUUUUCUCAGCAGUUUUUUGCUAUUGUAAUUCUCAUACAUAAUCUGUUUCUUACUUCUGGUAUUUCUGAGGGGUAGGUUGUUUAGAAGUGAGAUUUAUGAGCUGUUGGCUUUGCAUUUUGUUGAGUGCUCAAAGGCUGAGGAAGUUAAAUUAUUUGCCAAGAAUUUUAAUUGUAUAUUUUUCAUGACCUUGCAUUUACAUUUUUUUUCACCG
Balaenoptera acutorostrata (minke whale) is the source of this 5039-nucleotide messenger RNA. It is a transcript of the gene ACSL3, whose product is annotated as acyl-CoA synthetase long chain family member 3. The record is from RefSeq and is a predicted model, not a curated record. The coding region runs from base 284 to 2296 and encodes 670 amino acids. Gene Ontology annotation, molecular function: long-chain fatty acid-CoA ligase activity. Lineage: Eukaryota; Metazoa; Chordata; Mammalia; Artiodactyla; Balaenopteridae. The transcript is spliced from 15 exons. Gene Ontology annotation, cellular component: plasma membrane; endoplasmic reticulum; lipid droplet. Gene Ontology annotation, biological process: neuron differentiation; long-chain fatty acid metabolic process; long-chain fatty-acyl-CoA metabolic process.